UGGAGAGGAACGGGUGAGGUUGGGAGGUGGAUGAAUUCAGUCAAUAACUCCCUGCGGUGCAAUAUGUACGUAUACAAGCUGAACUUCUUUCGCACCGUACGUAGCCAACCGUACUAAUGGAAGGUGCUGGGGAAGGACAACAAACUAAACACAAAAAUAAGUUUUAGAGAAAUGAGUAAAACAAAUAUAUAUAUUUUAAAUGCAUCCCAUAAAGAAAAUAAACCACACAGUGCAGUACACAUGAACGCACAGAUCGUUUGCAGCGUGUGAGUGUGAACCCAGCGCGGCGCGUGGCUCAUCGUGUCGUGCUGCAGGUGCUGAUCCCGAUAUACACGAGGGAGCCGGUGGAGCCCGAGAAGGUCAAAGAGGCCCUGGAGGACCUGGAGAACACACUCGUCGCCAUGCAGCGCAAGUUCCUGAAGGACCAGCCCUUCCUGUGCGGCCAGGAAAUCUCGGUGGCCGAUAUCCUGGCACUCUGCGAGCUCAUGCAGCCCGUCGCGUGCGGACACGACCCCUUGGCACCACACCCACUUCUGGUGGCCUGGCGUGCCCGCACCGAGGAGGCGCUGGGAGCUGACCUGCUGGCCGAGGUGAACGCGUGCAUCAUGGGAGCCCACGACAAGCUCAAGAACUAUUUGCACCCGCAAGGCGAAGGCACGCUGGCGGUGCCCCCGGCCAUCAAGCACCUGCAGAAGCUCACGAGAUGAGCGAGCGGCGAGUUGCCGCGACGCUCAGCCCUGCCCGUCCGCAACGCUCACCAUCUUGCAGCAAUGCAAAACAUCCUGGGGAUGAGUUCUAAGCAUGUAACGAUUCAUUGAGUUGUCGUAAUGCGGCGUCACGAUUCGACAGCCGAUGCUUGUUUUUGCCUCUCCGGUCUUUUUGGGUUGUCCAUGUGGUGUUCGUCACCAAGUCGGACGCCUCAAUCCAUGUGCUUGAGGAGCUUUUUCAGGAACUGAACUGUGCUUCUCACUUUUUCAAUGAGAGUGUUGUCGGCUGCUGCUGCUGCUGCUGCCGGCAUUCUCGAUUCUUGGCAAUGUAAGCUCAGCUCUCUGAUGUAAUCCAAAUCACGUUGCGUUUUACAUUUGUUUUGUAUCGUUUGUAUUGUCUGCCUCAAAAUUAUUUAGAACCACAUUUAUCAGGAACGUAAGAAUCAAUUUCAAUCGAUAAAUCGUUACAUGGCUACCAAAAAUACAGUCACCAGGCUAUAUACUGUUGGCCUUUAAAAUUUAGAAAAUACUUAUUUAGAUGUGCUACAUCAUAGUUUGUGUAAAUCAUGUGAAAACAUGUAUUUCAGUAGUCUUUUAGCUACGUGUGUGUUAAAAUAAGUUUUAUUCAGACUGGAACACAAGUUAUACUUUUAAAAAACGUGUUCGUCUUUUUCCAUACUUAUAUCCUGACCAUGUUAUGAGAUGAAUAAUCAAUUUUUGAUGUCUCCCAGGGCAGUGAAAACCUUUAUGUUGAGAGAACAGCCCGUGGAAGUGGAUAUCACAGAUCCACCACUUAAAAAUCCCUUCAAGUGACCACUGGUCCACAGGGUAGAGGGCAGCACUCUACAAGCUACUCUGCCACUGAGAGUAAUACGUCGGACAGCAGUCAAACAGAUUCAUUUUCAAUUUUCAGAGCUCGAAUUUAGUCAAACUGCGCGUAACCAAAUUUUACGUGAUGGAAUUUUUGCGUCGGUGUUGGUAACCAGCACAAGACUGUCAACUCGAUACACUUGAGAACCUCGCUCCAUCACAAGUGACUGCCUAGAUUCGACUACCGGAACUCAACGGUACCAGAUCAGGGUUCUAACGUAACUGUUGAGCCACCGGUCCACCUCAGGAAAACGAUUUACACUCAACACGAUUACAGUAUAAUUUUUUAAAUCAUUAUUAUUCAUGUAGCACUGUUCACAAUAGCUCAUAACUGUGAAGGCCCAUGUAAUAAAGUGGUCAACAUUGUAGUAAUCUUUUAUUAUAUGAUGGAUUUCAUAAGCAUUAUAAUAAUUAGAAAUCUAAGUUCUUGUAAGCUCACGAAAAGGGUGCACCAAUAUAGAGCAUCAGUUUACUCAGCAACUCUCAGACGAUUUCACAAUAAACCGUGGCAGUCUUAGUACUAACAUAAGUAUGUAGAUCCAAAUAAAAAAAAUGCCUUUUUCUAAAUGUGUCUCUGUGCUUAAGCAGUGGUGGCUGUGUGGUGACGUUUGAUGGAGAGGUGAUGAGUUGUAUGAUCGGUUACGGCAAUAAACUCUGGGACCGGAAAAACA
Messenger RNA from Lethenteron reissneri (Far Eastern brook lamprey), 2248 nucleotides. RefSeq names its product glutathione S-transferase theta-2-like. Gene Ontology annotation, molecular function: glutathione transferase activity. NCBI's taxonomy places the organism in Eukaryota, Metazoa, Chordata, Hyperoartia, Petromyzontiformes, Petromyzontidae. Gene Ontology annotation, biological process: glutathione metabolic process. Gene Ontology annotation, cellular component: cytoplasm. The record is from RefSeq and is a predicted model, not a curated record.